AUGUCGAAGAAAAGGAAGGCUGUGGCUGGCCUGGUGAAGCAGAUUGAAGACACCCUUUCAAAGGAUGCUUCUAAGGCCCUGGAAGACUUCACUCGCGUCGCUGACACGCUUGGCUCCCUGAGUGUGAUCUCAGAAAAGGAGCAGAACCAGAUGAAAGUCAAACCCUCAACGGAGUUCAAAGCACUGGGCCGCUCCGAGAUUGUGCCCUGCCUCUGCCGCUUCGUCAACCGUCUGAUUGCGUUGACGCCAUGCCCUCCCAACGAGCAAGACUCCGCCCGGAACAUUGAGUUCAACUUCGCCUUCCUCACAUGUAACCUGCUCAAGGCCAGCCCGCACUUCCGGGAUUCCGCGCGAAUCCCGGACCUGUUCCGCCAGUUCCUCGCAAUCUUCCGCCGGAACAUCCAGCAAAUCGUCUUCGCUCUGCACGCUUUCCCGGACUCCAUCCUGCAAAACGCUGCGGGGGCGGCGACCGGGGUGUGGAUCGCCGAUCUGUUCUCCUUCGUCGACCAGACCUGGGACAGCCUUCUCCGGGAGGCAAUGCCUCCCGACUUCGGUCCGUUUACACUCGAGACUCUACUCGACAUCGGCGGCCGCCUUCUUUGCAUCAUUGUCGAGCGAGGCCUGAAAGAGCUUCCGGGGAUCCAGAUGAGGCUGGAGCUCUUCACUCGGGUGGUGAACCAGAAGAUGGUCCCAUAUCUGAACUCUCACGCAAUUGUGCGCCCCCAUAUCUUGGCACGCUUAGGCGACAGGGUCGCCUUCUUGCACAGUGCUCUGGAAGAACUGAGUCUCGAGAAGGGCGAGAAGGCGGAGCUCCUUUCUCGCGAGCUCCUUUCACGCAAAAGGAGCUCGCCAGGCGCCGCCAACAGGGUAGACUUUCAUGAGGCGAUUGCGCUCGUCCAGAGGAAGAAGUGGAAGCAGGCGGGGUCCCUCCUCCAAACAGGUGCAGAGAGAUUGGAAGGGUGCGCGCGUGCGAGCGCGGAGGCGCUUGUGGCCGAGGGGCUCGUAGACAACGUUUUCAAGAUCCUCGCGCUGACUGUUUCUGAAGUGAGCGACAUUCAGGCGGCAAGAGCGGCGACACAAAGAGAGCACAAGGAGGCUGCGGUCAUCUUAGGCGGGGUCAACCUUCUCGUGGCCGUGCUCCCCGAGCUGGACGAGAAGGAGCGGUCUUCGCGCGAGCUGUUUCUCACCACAGGCGUGCGGCUUCUACAGUGGUGCGAGGACCUGCUUUCGCGCGGGGGAUCCCUGGUGGAAGAAGCGAUGAACCACGUGCUAGGCCUGCUGUCGCAUAUGGAGAUUGCACGCCGGCGGGAGCUCCUGGAGCGGAUGCAGAUCCUCUACGUCGAUCUGGCCAUCUCCGCCAUCAAGCUGUUUCCUUUCACGGCCACGUCAUCCAUCGGCUGGGUGACGCUGAGCAAUCUCAAGACCUUUGCGCUCCUGUUCGGCGACAGGGGCCCCUGGCAGGGAGCUGCAGAGCGCACAGACGUUGAUGCAGAGGAGUACCUGUGGCGGCCGAGCAGCGAGGGGGAUCCCCCUGACGCCGGCGGCUACGACAGCCGGGCCAUCUUCUUCGGGGUCACGUCGGCGAUCCUAUCCGUCCUGCACGCGUGCUGCCGCAACCGGGUGGUGGUCCAGUGCGCGGUGCUGCCGCAGAUCGAAGUCGUCGUGCACUCCCUGCGCCUGGUGCCCGGCAGCCUCACGGCCGUCUUCGGGCCGCGGCGCGUGGACGACUCGGAUCCGCCGCGCUCUCGCGCGAGCGACGCGGCCGCGUCGUUAGACAUGAUUUGCGAGCUGAAGGUCGCGCACAACAACCUAAUGGAGCUGCUCGCCACCGUUCUGGACGCCUUGGACAGCCUGCCGGAGACCUCGGCGGCGCUGCGCAAGGACACGCUGCUGGAGGCCGCGCGCGCGGGGGCCGCGGCCGCCUGCGCGGACGUGUUGCGGGUCCUGCGCGCUUUGCGGAGAGUGGCGCCGUCCGAAGCGGCCAGGGACACGUGGGUCCAGCUGGAGGCAGCGGUUGGCAGGCUUUGGAAGGAAUUGGCGCGCGGGUUUCGUCUGAAGGCGUGCAGCAAUCCGGGAUGCGAGGGCAAAGUCGUCGAAGAGAGCAAGAAUACUUUCCACAAAUGCGGCAGGUGUGGAUCGGCUCGCUACUGCUCCAAAAAGUGUCAGGUUAAGGAUUGGGCUUCUGGACACCGGAGGCAGUGCUCCUAUUCGGGAAAUUAG
Messenger RNA from Klebsormidium nitens, 2220 nucleotides. The record is from the annotation of a GenBank genome assembly. NCBI's taxonomy places the organism in Eukaryota, Viridiplantae, Streptophyta, Klebsormidiophyceae, Klebsormidiales, Klebsormidiaceae.